AUGGCGCAACAGCAGUGGACACCCGACCAGCGUCGUCAGCAGAUCGCGGAGAUGCUGCGCAACAAGGGUAUCAUUUGCAGGGAUUUUCUUCUUACUGGCCGCUGUUCCCGUUCGCCGACGUGCCCUUACAUGCACGUGGCUAAUGGGGAGACGCGGCCGGUGCCGUGGAGCGUGUGCACGUUCUUCACACAAGGCAAGUGCCUUCGUGAUGGUUGCAGUUUCUUUCACGGAACUCAGGCUCAACUAGAGGAACUGCACGCAUCCGGGGCGCCCGUUUACCGCCCGCAGGACUACAUGAAGGUCGCGGUGCCUCCCACCGAGUACCUUAAUCCGGAUGGCAGCAUUGCUACUCACCUCUCUAUAGCCGCCGUACCCAUGACGCCUGCGCUUCAUCUUGUGCACGGACCUACAGUGUCGCACGAAAACGCCGUCAACUCCUUUCAGCCCGUCUUGCUCAUGCAGCCGAACUCGCAAGCUAUCACACCAACCAUGUUCGCCUCACAGGCACCUACAGCGCACCCUACACCGUCGCAUUUCGCUUUCUACGCCAAUGCUCCUAUCGCAUCGCAGAUGCCCACCCACUCCGCCGCCACUGUGCUCCAGCCGACUCUUCACGCUGUGCAACCGACAGCAUUCUACCAAGCCACAAACGCGCUGCUUGCGCAACCACAACAGCACUUCGCACCUGUUUCGCAGCUCAACACGCCUCUGCAGCACCAGCCCACUCAACAGGCACUUGGCAGUCAUGUCUACUUCCAUAUCAAGCCCCACUAG
Messenger RNA from Leishmania mexicana MHOM/GT/2001/U1103, 774 nucleotides. RefSeq lists its product as hypothetical. The record is from RefSeq and is a predicted model, not a curated record. The coding region runs from base 1 to 774 and encodes 257 amino acids. Gene Ontology annotation, molecular function: metal ion binding. The transcript has a single exon. NCBI's taxonomy places the organism in Eukaryota, Euglenozoa, Kinetoplastea, Trypanosomatida, Trypanosomatidae.